AUGGAAGCGGCGGAAGCACCACCGUCGAAGAAGGGAAAGAAGGGAUUGCAAACGGUCUGGAACAAGUUCAAGGACCUCUUUAGAGAUAAACCCACCUCUGCAGAAACACCUCCAACCGUCAGCGAUACGCCACCUGCUCCCGCUGCUGCUGUCGCUCCACCGAGGGAAGGAGCUGUAGAUAGUCCAACACCGGAGCCUCUCGUCGAGCACUCGCCUGGACAAGAAGUCGACAAUACGCCCAAAGAGCCUGAACAGCCUGACGAACCUGGCUCGGUAUCGUUACAAGAACCUGUCGAGAUCAAGGACUCCCUGGCCGAGUCACAGAUGCGGUUCAGCAAAGCACAGGCAAUCUUUGCUAGACACAACCUAGAACUGGAUGAAACAGAAUGGGAGCCGAAAUACAAAGUGCCCCAUGAAAGGGUGUACAAAAAUAUACGAAUGAGGGUCAGAUACACCUGUCACAACUGCUCAACGACGUUCGGCCGCGAUCGAGUCUGCAUUGGAUGUCAACACCGACGCUGUACUCGAUGUUCACGGUACCCGCCAAAGAAAGACCGCACGAAACAUUCACAAGACUCCACAGCAGCUGGCCCUCCGGAACUCGUGACUGACGCACCUCGACCAAGCCCUGAGGGUGGAUUGUGUCAUGAAUGCCGGAGUGGUUUCGAGGUCGAUGCUGAAGAGUGCCCCAAUUGCCAUCACAGGAUUUGCGAGAGAUGUCUGCACGAAGCCACCAUUACUGUUGAACCUGGUCACGAAGCCGCUCAGGAAGCAACCCAGGAAGUGUCUGAGGUCAAACAGCCUGAACAAAGGAACCCCAUUCGACAAGAGUCAACCGCUGUCAGCUAG
Messenger RNA from Cladophialophora psammophila CBS 110553, 849 nucleotides. RefSeq lists its product as uncharacterized. NCBI's taxonomy places the organism in Eukaryota, Fungi, Ascomycota, Eurotiomycetes, Chaetothyriales, Herpotrichiellaceae. The transcript has 2 exons. The record is from RefSeq and is a predicted model, not a curated record. Bases 1 to 849 code for a protein of 282 amino acids.